AUGAGACUGAUCAUAUUGAAGUUUCUUGCUCUUCGACUGCUCUGCUUUGUCUGGUCUAUCGUUCCGGCAACAAGAGCUCAAGCCAGUAGGUACCUUUAUAUUACAGCGCAGUAGUAGCAUAAAAUCCUAACCCCACGGAAUUUCUGCAGUAAACGUACGUUAAACAAGUCGUCUUCACUGGCUUUCACUUUAAGACCAUGCAAUGAAAUAUACCCUCCAAUUGUUCACUGAGUAACACAAGAAGCAUUUCAUCCUUUGUCCUUCUUUUCUGAAUUAUAGUGCUGAACUUUAAUAUUAGCUGUUGCAUAUGUGUUCAGUGUUUCUUUAGUGUUGACAUUGAUAAUCAUACGGAUAUUAUGGCCUCUAAAUUUUUGGAUUUCCUUGACUCUCUUAAUUUGGUUUAACAUUUUUCUGGUCCAACUCACUGGGAUAAAUUACUUACUAUGCAAAUUACAGUGAAGAGUAAAUGACAGUUAUAUAUUUGUUUUGUCCUGGAACUUUUGUGCACUUUUUUCAAACCGGACAAUGUAAUGUUGGUAUCCACCCUACACCUGCAUUAAUCUGAGUGUGUUUCAUUUUCUUUUUUAGGCCCACCCCCUUGCACCCACCGUUAUGAUACGCUAUUUGACUUUGAGACUGCAUCAGAAGUGGCUUGUUUUCAAGGUUCUCCUGGAACCGUGACGCAAUCCGCUAAAACCACUAACCCAGUGACUGUCAAGCAUGGAAGCUAUUCUUUAAAAUGGGAACCUCGUAGUGGUUCUCUUAACCCAAACUUGAAACUAAAAUUUUCAUCAGGCUUAGAAAUUCCAACCAACUGGCUUAGAAAGGGAGGAGUAAAAGUCUGGUUUUACAAAGAACGGCCAUCACUAGGAAAAACCCUAAAAGUAGAUUUUAAAAAUUCUGGCAUUCUUGUCGCUACUUUCACGGCUCAUUUGGCCUUUGAAGGGUGGAGAGGAGUUUGGGUUAAGUUUCAAGAAUGCAAACUGACCAGUACUAGCUUGGAUAGACCGACUAAAGUCGAUGAGGUGAACUUUGUACUUAGGGAGGCCGAUACAAUUUACAUAGAUUUGCUCCAAUUUGUUAAGAGCAUGGCAAAACAAUCACGUGACAAAGUUGUUCCUCCCAUCAGUCCAUUUGGCCUGGAUCUGUAUGAUCCCAGUAGCACAUGGCAAAUGGCCUACAAGUGGAGCCAACAAACCAUUCCACCUUCACCUCCAACAAUUGACGUCUCUAAAAAAAUCAGUUUGGAAAUGAUCGAAAGCCGUCUGAACAACUGGUACUGCGAUGAGGCGAAAACUACUGUCAAAUUUCCAGCUGGUAGCUUCCUUGAAAGGCGAUGGAAUUCGCUGUCAGGACCUUUUAGGAGGGCACAUGAAGAUUAUGACGAUCUAGAUUUCGAUUCAAUGCAUAGGGUUAUUGGACCACCUCUCUUCUGCAGAGACUGUAGAUAUCCAAAGAAGUUUGGAGAGAUAAUGGAAAAAAUCCUCUUUCGUUUGUCGCUGGAAUAUUAUAUAAGGUCCCGGAUCCCAGAAAUAAGAGACACUGUCGCUGCCUAUCUGAAUGAUCUUAACACUCCAGCAGCCAAAGAGAGUGCGUGCAAAGCCAUUGCAGGUAGAGACAGAAAUAUGGUAAGAAAAUUUAAAAGCUACCUUCCUGCGUCUGGACCCAUUAGCUCAGAACAGGUAGAAAAUGCGAUAAAACAACUCAACAUUCACCGUCUAAACAAGAUUAACAACCUUCUAGAUUAUGUAAAACAACAAGGCCUUGCAGACGGAAGUGGUCUUGGAUGUUUAGACCACGAAUGGAAUAUAGAUGGUGCUGGAUUUAUGCACUCUUUGUUUCUUCUUAAAGACUCUCUGCGGAAACCAGAAAAUGAUGCUAGAUUGUUGGACUUGAUAAAGACAGCCAAAUGGUACAACGAUUUUGGAGAGAUUUAUCAAUCACCGACGUUUGAAAUCAAAGGAACGACUGCUGACCGCAUGAUCACGCUGAUGUUGUUUAGGUUGAUGAUUGUCCUGAUAAUGCCAAGUAAUACUGAUGACGAUUUCAAAGCCAAAAUUCGGGACAUGGAUGCUUUAGUUCGAUGGAUGAACAAUGCUCUGGCUGUGAACGAAGGUCUUGGAGGAGUCAUCAAACCUGACUUUGUUGGGCAUCACCAUAAAGCUUUUUAUGGAUCCGCUUACGUGCCGCAGGCGUUACAUACCGCAGCCUUGGUUCACUACCUUCUUGAAGGAACAGCAUUCGCUUUAUCAGCGUCGUCUGAAAACAACAUCAGGCGGGGACUUGAAACUAUCCGUAUCAUUGCAGUGAAGUAUUCCACACCAAACAGUGUUAACGGACGUAUGCCAAAUUAUGCUAACAAGUUAAUUCUAAAAGGUCUUUUACCUGCCUUCGCUUAUAUCAGCGUUUCACAUUCUCUUAUUGGGCCUUCAGAAAUAGCCGGUGGCUGCGUAGCUAGCGCCAAUAAACCGGAAAUGUUUUUGAGGUUAUAUAAGGAUCCAUCCGUCAACAGUUAUUUGGAAGAUGGAGGUCACAAAGGGAAGUACUAUUACAACAGUUUGGGCUCUCUGGACAUCAUGGAAGCGGUAAGUGCUAGCUCCUAUAUUUUGAAAUAGCUUUCGGCUCCCACAUUAAGGUUAACUAACUGCCCAGCAAAGUUCAAAGACUUUUCUUUCAUCCUCAUUCCGUCGUAUUUAGAAGCUGAAUGAAUAUGAUCUAAGUAUUUAUUUUGCACAAUACAUUCAGACUGUUGCUGGCUCAAAAAAGAGCAAAUGUUUGGGAAAAGUAAAAUAUAUCCUGUGGUCACGUGUUGAUGGACCUGUUCAGGCGACUAUAAUUCUACGAAAUAUCCACAUACAAAUCAAAUAUCCCGAAUUUCCCGAUAUUAAAUUUAUUGUUAUUUCUGCAAGAGCAAAGGGUAGGGUAGAGUAGUUUUGACAUGAUAUGUUUUAAUAUGCUCAUAUGAUCCAUCGAAUGUAGGUUGAAACCAUCGCGGAAAACAAAGGCAUUACUCCCGAGUCCUCCCCUGAAGGUCACUGGUCCAAGAAUUUUGCCGUUCUAUCCAUCCAUCGACGCAAAGAUUGGGCGGUAACAGUGAAGGGAUUUAAUAGUUUUCUCUGGGAUUUUGAGAAAGCAAAUGAUGAAAAUGUUUUUGGAAUGUUUGGUAGUCAUGGUGCUCUUCUGAUUGCCAACAGUGAAACAAACCUUGAAGUACAUGACGUUGAAAAUGGCUGGGAUUGGGCCAAGGUCCCUGGAGCAACAACUAUUGCUUUAGAAACUGACCCUUCCUCGGGUACAAAGAACUUUGACGACUUAAAAUUACCAAAGGGAAGGUUUUACAAUCCAAAAAACCUUGCUGGGGGUCUGACGUUUAAGGGUACAAGCACAUUGAAGAAUGGCGUUUUUGGCAUGGAUUUUGAACAGCCAACUUAUGAACUGGAGGCAGCAGAUUGGCGACACUCCGUAACUUUUGAAUUUAAAAAAUCAGUUUUCUUUUUUGAAAAUUUGCUGGUUUGCCUAGGAAGUGACAUUUCAGCAUCGAACACUGCUGGGAGAAUUGUUCAAACAACGCUCUUUCAAGACAAAAUUACAGGCGGGUUGUCCAUUAAGAUAAACGGUGCUGUAACGACAUCUGCUGCUGCAGUAAAUCCUUCAGUCCCAGGACGACUUUAUACAACACUCACUGACACCAAAGACAACUUUUACUACAUUCCAGAUGGCAGUAAAGGUUUAUUAAAAGUCCACGCUGCUAAUCAGGAUUCCUGGCUAGAGAGCGGAACACCAUCGAGCCCAACAACAGGGAUAUACGGUACUGCAUGGUUUGAUCACGGUGAUUCGCCCUCUGGAACCUCAUCUGAAUACGAGUACGCAGUCUUAAUUCCUACUACAUCAUAUGAUGCAACACCAAGUGACCUUACAACUGCCCAACAAUCUACAGGAUCGAAAGUUUACAAAGUUUUACAAAAGAAUGACGUUGCUCAUAUCGUGCAGUUUCAUAGGUCGACAAAGUCAUCUCCCACAUCCGCUCUCAGCCAUUUUAUCACUGGCUACGUCCUUUUCCCUUCAGCGGCACCAGUAUCACUUACUAGCCUUGGUCCAUUGGCGGAAGUCAACUCGGGAGAUUGCCUUAUCAUGGUCGAGGAAACUUCAAAGUUUAUUCACCUCAGCAUUAGCUCUCCAAGCUUAAAUCUUGCAAGGAAGUCAGGGGCAACUCCUUUGACCAAUUCUGAUGACGUGGGGCAAGCGGAGUUGUACCAGUCGUCAAGCAGAGAGCGUGAAAUUGGGGUUACCUUGAGAGAAAAGGUACAAAAAAGUUUCGUUUCCCUCCAAACUCACGGCAACCCUGAUAGUUACAAACCAAACGUAUGGGUGGAUACCAGUGGCUUAAAAGUCACCUUUCCAAAUCUCAAGAAUGGUUUCAGUGUUGAGGUUCAACUAAAGAAAUCACCAGUGCCGUGA
Molecule: messenger RNA, 4458 nt
Organism: Porites lobata
Lineage: Eukaryota; Metazoa; Cnidaria; Anthozoa; Scleractinia; Poritidae
Source: the annotation of a GenBank genome assembly